AUUUGGAAGUUCCAAUUAUAUCUACUUUCGAUUCUCAUGCUUUAUGCUGAAUACUUGUAAAUCGAAAGAAGACGGUUUAUUUCCAUCAUAAAAACAGACUAGCACUGUCGGGUCGUACGAUAAACCUGAGAUAAGCGAUAUGAAUUAUGGAGGUCAACAUUGAAACAGAAACUUUGGAAUCAGAACCAAGAAUCGGUCAUUUAUCAAACGUGAACAUUACAGUCGGUGUGAAUGCCACACAGGCAGAAUCCGAAUCUGGAAACCCGAAUGGUUUACAAAGCGCCCAGUGCGUUGAUGCGUUAUUAAAACUAGAAGAAUCAAACAACACAAUUAAAAACAUGCAAGCGAAUGCGAAUGAAUGCGAAGAAAAAACGAUUAUCUCCAAGAAGAAAUAUGAAGCGCUGUGUCAAAGACUUGACGCUGCAGACAAAGAUUUCAAAGAUUUGAAAGAGAAUCAUGGAAGGAUAGUUGAAAAUUGUGCAACCAUGUUAACUGAAGAACACGAAAAAAGAAGGCAGCUAGAAGAAGAAAACCAACGUCUAAAAGAACAGCUCCGAAAUAACAAAAGCGGUAAGAGCUGUCGUCAGAAAAUGGAGCAUCUUAAGUACGAUCAUGCCAAGGAAAUGCAAGCUUUAAUAGCAGAAUUCGAUACAAAACGUAAACACACACAAAACGAUUUCGAAGAAAAAAUCAGAGCCUUGCAAAGUCGUUAUGAUUAUGUCUUGGUUGAAAAAGAAACGCUUACAUUAAGAUUGAGCAAAUUAGCAAGCUCUAAUCUGACGUACAACAACCCCAAUAUAGCCGACCUGAGUGAUCAAAAUCGACCAACUAAACUGGCUGAGAAGUUUUCUGAGCUUUAUGACAAUCAGUGGACGGACGCCUUUGAAGAUUUAAAAAUGGAGGAAGAGCGCGUCAAAGUUAAAUGUUUGGCUGAUAUUCUAAAGUCUGUUUACAAUCAUUGCACAACUGUCGCAAAACAACAAUCAAAUAGCAUGUGGACUACGCGGAAUAUGCUUGAAAUUCAGUACGAAAACAAAACAGUUAAAGAGGUUGAACGUUCUGAACAUGAGUCAAACAAGGUUUCAACUUGUGAUCAUAAACGCGCAGACAUCGAACAUGAAAGCGAUCUAACGACUACCGUAGAGAAUUCAUCUGAUACACUGCUCGCAAAAGUUGAUAACCAAACUGGUCACGAUUUUUUGCAACCAAGCGAUAAUGACGAACUCACUGAGCAGGGAUUUGUUAUUUUAAAACAUGACGAUGCAGUGCUAGUUGAUACAACAAAUCCUGACUCAAGUGAUAACCGCAAACCAAAUGAGUCCAAGCCAGUUGAUACAACAAAUCCUGACUCAAGUGAUAACCGCAAACCAGAUGAGUCCAAUAACAAGAAAAUAAACAUAGAGAUCAUAUUAGAAGACAAACUCAGCGUAGAAGAAAGAAAGCAAAUUGGCGAGAUCAGAAAACUACUUCUGCGACGAAUUAAAGAUGAUGUUUUAAAGACUAUCGCAUUAGCUGUUGCUGAUGAAUUCGACAUUACACAACGCGAACAGACUUUCACGUACAUAACAGAAUGCGCAUAUGUAUGUUGGGAGAUGCUAUUACACGAUCCGCCUGUUCAUUUAAAAUUCGUUGAAGUCGGUGAUAUGGAUACAAUCCCGUUUGAUGGAACCGCCUAUAGGGCAUAUACACGCGGUGGCACACUGAUGGACUACGUGGUGUGGCCGCCCGUAUAUCUUCACGAAAAGGGACCUCUGCUUAGCAAAGGAGUGGCUCAGGGGAAGUAGUGUCACACAAAAAAUCAUGCGGAGCCAUAUUUGUUUAUAUUUUGUUUGUCAGACGAUAAAUAUAAACUUGAAAGUUUAUUUUAAGUAGGCAUAACCCCUUUUGGGAACGUUUUUUCUAUAAUACAGUAUUACCAACUAAAAAAGUAAAUUUGAUCUAUAUAUCUAUAUACCAUAAGAAAAAGACAUAUCUUUUAUAUCAAAAAUUAGUUUUUGAGGUGUGUUUUUUUAGGUUAUGUUUUCCGUUUGGCUUAUUGCCAUUUGUUGUUUUCAUCUUUCAAAAACUCACCAUUUUCAUGUUGAAAAGGGUUCUUCACCCGAUGAUUCAGCGUAAUUAAGCACAAGUAUGUGUGUCGUUUUAAUGUACACUUCGGCAGUUUCGUAGUCCUGUAUAAACUUAAAUGUACUUUGCAAAAAAAUCAGUAAAGAACAUGUGGUUAUUUUGACCGUAUGCAAUGUUUUUUACUAGUGUCAUUAAAACUAUAUUAGAUCUAUUUUCAAAAUUGAUUAAUGCAAACACUUCCCCCUAAUGAAAACACUAUACUGAAUUGUUAGUUUAAAGUGGUCUUUCAAAUGAUACUUAAAAAGAUCAGUCGCGUUGCAUUUGCAGUAUUGUUUGCGUGUGUAAUGUGGUGUUUACAAAUAAGUUUAGAUAAAAUAUUAUGGAAAGUUUUCCAUUAUUUUAAUUUUAUUUCAACCAACACGUUGUGUUUUUUUUUAAGCAAAAUUGAUAUAAUUCCUUACGCUGUGUAUAUCAUUAUUACAUUAUUUGUUCAAGUACUGAAUCUGUACCAUAUGAAUGGGCUACUGCUUUCAAGUCAAUAGCUGAUGAUUGUGUGGGUACAUUUAAAACAACACAAAAAGUAAAAUUGCAACCAAAUGAGGUUAAGUUAGUUACACAGCGGGAGUAUGUCGUAUGUCCUAUAAAUGUCUUUUAAAUGUAUUGUUAUUUCAAAAUAAAUGUCGGGGACGACAUUUGAGAAACAGCGGGAGUAUGUCGUAGGGUACAAAUUAUUCACAUAACAUGCAUACUAUUUAGUUAUUUCAAUCUUAGGUUUUUAAUAUAAAUUUGAAUAUAUUUCUUUGGUCAAGGGGAAGCAACCUUACCGUUUAACCUUGUGCAUGAUUUACUAACAUUAGCGUUAUCUAACCCUUGCUCGUGAUGCACGUGCAUAUAACUUUCAAUUGUAAUAGAUGGUCGUAUUUCUAUUUGUUGGAGGAAAAUUAUAGAUUUUCUCGGAACAAUCCUAUACGUCAACAUCGAUUAAUACGGUCAACUGUAAUAAAAUCAUUAACAUUG
Molecule: messenger RNA, 3081 nt
Organism: Dreissena polymorpha
Lineage: Eukaryota; Metazoa; Mollusca; Bivalvia; Myida; Dreissenidae
Product: ankyrin repeat domain-containing protein 26-like
Exons: 14
Coding region: 147-1784 (545 amino acids)
Source: RefSeq, a predicted model, not a curated record